Messenger RNA from Euleptes europaea (tarantolino), 10118 nucleotides. RefSeq names its product versican (gene VCAN). Lineage: Eukaryota; Metazoa; Chordata; Lepidosauria; Squamata; Sphaerodactylidae. Bases 16 to 9654 code for a protein of 3212 amino acids. The transcript is spliced from 15 exons. The record is from RefSeq and is a predicted model, not a curated record. Gene Ontology annotation, biological process: cell adhesion. Gene Ontology annotation, molecular function: hyaluronic acid binding; calcium ion binding.
GGCCGGAGGGACUGAAUGGGAGGCAAGGUCAAGAUGUUAAAAAAUAUCUUAUGGAUAUGCUGGACCCUAACCAUAACGUACGCAUUCCGCAAAGUGAAAGUGGAAAAAAGCCCCCCCGUGAAGGGCUCCCUUGCUGGAAGAGCUGUUCUUCCUUGCUUCUUUUCAACCUUGCCUACAUUGCCCCCAAGCUACCACAAUACAAGUGAAUUUCUUCGGAUCAAAUGGUCAAAAGUUGAGCAGGAUAAAGGUGGAAAAGACCUAAGAGAACAUACAGUUUUGGUGGCCCAAAAUGGAAAUAUCAAGAUAGGAAAAGGCUACAAAGGGCGAGUGUCAGUUCCAAGCCACCCAGAAGACAUUGGUGAUGCAUCAUUGACUAUGGCGAAAUUGCGGGCAAGUGAUGCUGGUGUUUACCGCUGUGACGUUAUGUAUGGAAUUGAAGAUACUCAAGACAUCAUCUCACUGGCUGUUGAUGGUGUUGUGUUCCACUACCGGGCAGCCACCAGCAGGUACACCAUGAAUUUCAAGCAGGCUCAGGAGGCUUGUUUAGAGAAUGGUGCUGUUAUAGCACACCCCGAUCAACUGAAAGCUGCCUAUGAAGAUGGAUUUGAGCAGUGUGAUGCUGGCUGGUUGUCUGACCAGACUGUUAGGUAUCCCAUCAGACAACCCAGAGUUGGCUGCUAUGGAGACAUGAUGGGAAAGGAAGGAGUCAGAACCUAUGGACAUCGUAUUUCCAAUGAAACCUACGAUGCCUAUUGCUAUGUGGGACGCUUGAAUGGUGAUGUCUUCCAUGUAACUGCUCCCCAAAAGCUAACUUUUGAAGAAGCUAAAAGGCAGUGUGAAGCAAAGGAUGCAGUUCUCGCUUCUGUUGGGGACUUGCAUGCUGCCUGGAGGAAUGGCUUUGAUCAAUGUGACUACGGCUGGUUGGCGGACGGCAGCGUGCGCUACCCAGCUUCUGUGGCAAGAAUCCAGUGUGGAGGAGGCUUACUUGGCGUGAGAACCCUCUUUCGCUACGAGAACCAAACAGGGUUUCCGUACCCUGACAGCCGAUUUGACGCCUACUGUUUUAAACCUAAACAGAAUGUAUCAGAUUCGACAUCUGUUGAACUACAUAUACCUUUGGAAAGUGGAUCAGGCAGUUUAUUAACUGAACUGAAGAUACCGCCAUCCAAAACUUCUGUUUGGCCCGAUGUCAUACCCGGAGAAAAACAGAGAGAGAACAUACCUAAGAAACCCAUUCGUUUAUCUACUGUUCUACCUCAGACUGUUACAGACUCUACCGAUUCACCAGAAGUAACAGAAUUGUAUAAAAUGUCCACACCUACACCAUCUAUCUCAGACUUUCAUGAUGAUGCUUCCUUGAGUUAUGAAAGGCAAACUGAACAGAUAGAGGUAGGGCCAAUAAGUUCUGUAGAUGCUGUAUUCAGAGUUAACUUGAGUUAUCCUAUUGAAACCGAGACUUCUGUAACUCUAAAAAGGGAACAAACAGAACUUGGAAUCCAUCCCACAAAAGUAUCAAUGGAAGCAAAAACUGACACAAAACUCACAACUGUUGUCAUUCCCAAAGAGCUGCUCACCGAUAAGCAUAAACUUACUUUAGAAGAAGAUGACAAUGGUGCUAUUAUGACUGAUCAGAGAUCAGUGACCUCUAGCAGUGCUCCUGAGACAGAUGUUGUUAAAGUGUCAAAGACUUAUUUGAGUGAAAAUACCACAUCUAUACCAGAUGAGUUGUCCCCAGUAAGUUUAUUUGAAAGCAAGAAACCAUCAGCUACAAAGACCCAUGAGACAACAGUUUCUACAGUGACUGAUAAAGUCAAAGUGGUACAUGUGGUUUCUCCAGAAUCAAAUGGGAGCGAAGAGCAUACAGUGGCCCCUGCUGAUUCAGGUAAGAGUAAAGAUCAUGAAGGACUCAUUCCCACACAUACAACUUUAGAUGGAGAGGUGACCACAGUAUCUCAAGUGUCACCAGCUGAAAGCAGCAUGCCAUCUUUUACUCCUGCAUCAGACACUACAGAGUUACCCAGGGACAUGUCUACUGUCACAGACACAAGUAAUAUAGUAGACCUGGCAGGAGGUUUUACCAAAGAUGAAAGAGAUGAGAUGACAAGGCAUCAUGACAGAAUCACAAUGCUUGCACCCACGCCUGAAAUGAAACCAGAGAAGCCUGAAGGGAAACCAGAUCAGAAAUAUGAUUGGGCUUAUGAAGGGAGCGCAACUGAGCAGCAGCCAGAGUUAGGAACUCCAAGCAAAAUAAGUACUGUUUCUCCUCCAGUGGACAUCGAAGACGUAGCAGGCACACAGUCAGUUACAUUUACAGAGGCAGCAAAAAUGACUACUUCAGUUUCACUAGCAAAGACAGAGCCUGGUACUACCCUCAUUUACAAAACUGUAGAAGAUGGUUAUGGUCAAGACGUGGUCACUGCUGCUGUUCAUACAGAUGUCAUCAGAACAGCAACAGAGGCUGCAGCCGUUGUUCAAGGGGAAUCCAGUACUAAAGAUCAAGCUAUAGGAAAACUGGCUACAGUCCCAGACACUGCAAACUUGCCUUUGUCACCUGAACAUGAUGGAGCUGUUGAGGGAUCUGCAUAUGAGGAAAAAUAUACGACUACUGAGACUUUGGACCCAGGUGUAAAAAUUACUGUUUAUGAUGCAGGCACAAAGCCUGAACUGUCUUCCAGUGGAGAUGCUGUCACUGAACACAGAGUGACACCUACUGGAGUGUCUCCCACUAAGCCAACUGUUGAGAGUAAAAGUGGAGGAAUUCAUUCUGUAGGUCCAACAGAAUCUAUUGCUUCUGCAGCUGAAAAAUCUACAGAUACAGUAAAAAAAGGUAGCCUUACAACUCACAGUCCAGAAGGUUCAGGAACAACAGAAGAUGCCACAAGAACUGAUUCUGUUUUAUUUUCAGCUAUGGAGACAAGCAAACCGACAAUGCUAAGUGGCAUAACCACGUCUACAGUUGCUGCAGUAGACAAAAUCCAGCCUACUUCAGCAUCCAAGCCUUUAAUUACCAAAACACAACUACCUUUAAUUGACAGGGAGCCAGACGAGGAUACGAACAUAGACAUGGUAAUAAUUGAUGAAUCUAUUUCUUCCAUUAAAACCACUACUGAUGAUGAUUUUACAGGGAAGAUCACAGAACCAGAAAUCGAUACCGAAUAUUUUACAUCGUCAAGUGUUACAGCAAUUGCCGAGCCCACAGGACCAUCCAAGGAGGUUUUAGAAUCCCAAGAAGAGCCACCUCCUACUUCAAAUGCUGACACAGGGGUGGAAAGCAGCCCUGAUAUAAAUCUGUUUGUUGUUGCUAUCUCGGGCAAUGAUACAGAUCCAUUGCACAGAUUUUGGGAUUUAUUUGGUUACCAAAUUCAUCCACAUGAAAUCGAUGAACCCCCCACAGAUACUGAACCAACUCAUGAUGAACCCUGCACAGGAACCCCUGAUGAAGAGUCUUCAGAAAUCUUAAUUCUGGACCCUUUCUUCGCAGAAAUGUACCAUCUUGAAGAAGACGAGGAAGAAGAAGACUGUGAAAAUACUACUGAUGUCACAAUUCCCCCAGCAUUGCAGUUUAUCAAUGGAAAGCAUCAGGUGACCACAGCACCUAAAGAUACAAAAGCUGAAGAAGCACGGAGUGAUCAAAUUGAAAGUUUAUCUCAUUUAAAAAAUGUAACAUUUUCACAAAUCAAUGAGACAAGCCUAGUGUCUGAGAAUGAGGGCUCCAGCACAACAGUGCCAAAUGAAUCCUCAGAAAUAAUAGAAGCUACAACUACAACAAAGCCAAUGGCUGAGUCUGCCAUUAUAGAACUGGUCUUUAGUGGGGAAUCCGAAGUUUCCACUACAGAUAAAACCCUUGAAAUAACAUCAAUACAUGACCAGACUUUAUCAGACGACCUUCAUAAAACCUUACCGAAACACGCUAUUCUCAAUGCAGAAUAUUUUGGAGAUUUUAUUACCAACCCCAAAUUAAACAAAGAUAUCUCAUCACAUACUGUGAAAACAACAUUAAAAGAUUCCAAAAGGGUUUCUUCAACAACUUCAGCUGCAAAUGAGUUCUCUACAACCACCACUGUAACCAUAAACAUGGGAGAAACUACAUCAAAUGAAGCUUCUGCUCUACAAAAUGAUAAUAGACCAUCAUUUAGACCUGAGAUACUUUCCUUACUACAACAUUCUUUUGAAACAACCAGAAGUCCUAAUUCAUUGAGUACUCCAGAAGGCUCUGGAGAUGUACAAGAAGAGAAUUUCAAACCUGCAACCAUGGCAAUAAAAACAUCAGGAACAGAAGAUAUUAUUGUUUGGGAAACUUCCUCAGAUUUUGGUGCAACCGUUCCCACCAAAAAUAGCCCUGGUGUCUCACACCAUCCUGCGUCUUUGUACAAGGAAGCUACCUCUACAAUUGAGCAAGGUUCUGUAGAACCUGUUACUACUCAAUCUAUUACAGAACUAAUUUUAGAGAAAAAAGUUCUAAGCUCUACCAAAACUACAAUAAAAUUGGAAGGAGAUGAGGACAAGUCUGUGGACACCAUUUCUUCACCUAAGCAAUAUUCAGUAACUGUUGAGACAGAAAAGUUACUAUUCAAUAAUGAAUUUGCAAACUUUAGUGAUAAGGCCAGAACUGAGAGCCAAGAAUCUAUAACCCUCAGCAAAACAGCAUCAGUGACAGAUAUUCCACCACUCAAAACCAAAGACAUCACUGAGAAGAGAAUGCCUACAGUUGAAGUAUCUGGGGAUGGAUCCACAGAUGUUUGGAAGAAACCUGGCACAGACAUGCUUUUUAAUGGGCCCACAAGCAAAGUGGUAAGUACAGACUCCCCAUUUGUUGAUCCAGGUUCUGGAGACAUGGAUAUCAUGAUUCAGCCUACCUUAUCUUCAUUCCCAUUGUCUGGACCUGAAAACACUGAUAUACAAGUAAUGGAGAGAGACAUUUUUAGCACAGAUUCCUCAUCUGUGAAACAUGCAAUAACUAUUGACCCCACAAUGCCAGUGUUAAGUACUGAAUUGCAUAGGUGGGCCAUGGAAACUAUAACAAAAGGUCAAGUAUCAAAGAAUAUAGCAGACAGUGAAGGACUACUAACAGAUACGAUGAAUAUAACUACAUUGUUGUCAUUUAGUGAAAAGUCUACUCUUGAGGCAAAUGAUGAGGUGACAACAUAUCCUACAGCAACAGAACAGAAAACGGACUUAUUUGAAACAUCAGGUGUGGCAUCUGUGGAGCCUUUGAUUAACAUUACCUCUGACAUCAUUAUGACCCAUGAUGUUGAAAAUAUAAAGCCAGUAAUUGAACCCACUGAAAGUGAAAGUACUAUAAUAAUUUAUCCAAGUGCUCCUGCAAUAUUGUCAGAUAAUAUUGUUCUAGAAGGAGGCUCUGAAUAUACAAAAAAUGAAACUGUAGAAUCUGGUCAACCAGAAAGCACAAGACACUUUUCUCCAACUACCUUUACAGAUAAAACUUCCCUUAUGGAUAUGGGCUCAGGAGAUGAAUCCAGAGAUGAUGGAAGCAGUAUGAAACUAGUGCCUCAUGGUCCUGUAGAAAGAAUAGUUAAUAGUCAAUUUCCAUUGAUGGAACAGGGCUCUGGAGACAUAGACUCUUUUACUGAUCCUUCUAUAAAAACAACAGUUUUAUCCCAAUUCCUGAUAGAAAGACCUGGAGUUCAAACAACAACAAAUGAAAUAAAAGAUAGUCACAUGACAUCUAGAUAUAAUUUGUUUACAGAUGCACCUACAAAAUUUGGCAUAUAUAGUGACACUGACAUCACCACAACCAAUAUAGGAAUUGUAGGGAGAGUUUCUAAUGCACAAAAAAUGGAAGAGGAUGCACCUGUUGAGUUGGAAACAAAGGACUUUCCUGUAAGACCCACACUGAAAGAUGAAACAAAUUAUGGUGAAGAAGGCAUUUCUGAAACAUCAGGAAAAAUGGUACUUACCUCUAGUGUGGUAACAGAAGAGUCUUACAUUAAAAGUAAAGAAUCUAUAGCUGGACAGCUAGGAAUUUCAAGUGUUUCCACAUUUGUCCCAAACUCAGAAAUUAUGAAAUUUGAUGUCAGUUCUACAAAGCCGUCUUCAUUAGAUAAAACCCUCAUAAUUGAGCCUAAAAUAUUUCAAAACAAAGCCAUAAGCACUUCACCAACUUUUGGAGAGAAAGAAGAGUUGUUGGUACAAAAUGUUUACCCUACUGAAGCACCCUCUUUAAAGCACAUUCCCUCAGCACUCACAACAUAUAAGUCAGUGACCACCACAGUUGUUGGUAAUAUUCCACUGUUCUCAGAACAAGGCUCUGGAGAUGAAUUAUUUACUGUUCCAUCAACUGCUAUAUUACAUGGAAUCUCAAAUAGAUUAGAUAAUGAUAUUCUUCACUCAAAACCUUCAAGGGUUAGUUUUUCAGAGGAGGAAAUAAAGAAAUUUCAUAAUCACACCAGUAAAUCAAAUGACAGCAGCAAAUUCUUGCAUACUACAGCAGAAACAUUGCCUACAACAACAGACACAGUUGUCCUCGUUGCAACCACAGUAGAAGCUAGGUUGAUUGACUCUGAAGCAUCUACAAUAAAGUUACCCUUUCCUGAAAAGUCUCAAAACCAAGAAAAAUAUUAUCAGAAGGGAGAAAGUAUAACAUCAUCAAUACCAAUGGCUAGGGAUAUAAUUUCCCAAGGGGAGGCCAUGCAUGCAAUUAGGCAUGAAGACACAACUGCUGUAUCUGAAUUGUUCAGCGGAACCGCUAAUCUCAGAAACAUUAAAACACUUAAAACCACACUGGAACCAAAAAUGUUGAGCCCAACAGUUUAUGAAAGUUCCGGAGAAGGAUCAGGCUGGCAGGACAGCGUGGGAAAACCUUCUGAUUCACCCACUCAAUUGCCAAAAAAAGAAAUAAUACUUACAUCUGAUACCCAUGCUGAAAAUUAUUCAGUGAGCUCAGACAUAGUGACAGAUGGAUCACAAAUUAUGUUCACAUCAUUAGAAGAAAAGCAAGUGAUACCAACUUCAGCUAAGGAUCUCUCAGAGACAUCUUCUGAAGAAAGUUCUAUGAAUAUCAUUAGAGACUAUGAGGAACUUAUCCCAAUGAUUGAUGACAAAAGGAAUUACUCGGGAGAUAUUUCUAAGUUCAGUGACAUUACACUUGUUGGAUCACACCACGAUAUAACAUCAGAUGAAACAACAAUUAUAGAUGCUGACCUCUUGAAAUCAACAAAUGAAGACACAAGUGCCCAAACAAUGGUGCUCACUGAGAAACACUUAGCAUAUGAUGAUAAUACUGCCACAGCUAUUGAAAUGGAGAUUCAGAACACAACACCAGAAUUUCCUUUUACUGAUAAUGAAUUAGGGACCUUUGGAGAUAAUCAAAGGACACAUGAAAGGACAUUUGAUCACACACCAACACCAGAUGAUAUGGGUUCAGGAGAUGCUAUACCUUUUACAACAGAAAUUCCUGUCACACAUGAGUUACCUAAAAUAGCUACUUUUCUUGUCAGCUCAACCAUAUCAUCUCCAAAUAGCCCCAGAACUGGUGAAAAGGAAAAAGUAUCACAGUUUGAAAGUAAAGAUUUUUCAUCUAAAACUCUAACAGAAGACAACUCUGAAUUACAGACAUUGUCAGACAACCAAGCAAUAGCUGAUGAAAGUGAAAUUGCAUCUACUUCUGGCCUGUCAGAAAAAGGACAAAUAGAGUUGGAUGAAAAGAAAGACAUCACAUCUUUCUCUAUACCACCAUACUUACUUAUUAAGACAGGACAAACUUUGACGACAAACUCUGAAGAAGAAAGCAUCGUUUCUGUACAACUGAUUUCUCAAAGUGGCUCAGAGGAUGAAGAAACAAAUAAUGAUGGAAUAAAAACUGCACCCACAGAAUCCAUCAAAACAGAUCCAGAAAAAUUUCUUCCUGUAACUCAAACACCAAAAUCACCUGUAACUGUCCAUUUGCUAAAUGGAGCUUACAAGUACCCUGAAGAAAUCAUGUUAAGUACUGUAUCUUCAGUAGAUUCUGAAAAACACGAUUUGCCAUUGAUACAAUCCUUCAGAGAAGCUAGUGCUGAUAUUACAGCAACUUAUAAACCUCCCACUAAAGAAUCAUCAGAUAGCAUUAACUUUCUGUCAACAUCUUCUCCCAAAUUGGAAUCAGAAGGCAUGACCACUGAAAGUAUAGCUGUUUCUAGUAGACAGGAAACACAAAUGAGAGGAAAACAUGGAAGUUCUUCAUCAGAACUGAUUACUUGGGAAGAAAUAACUGUUUCUGGAGAGUCCCUUUCAAAAGAAGCUAAACCAACAGCCUUUACACAGUUAAAUGCCAAAGUGCUGAUAGACAGUCCUGAAGAAGAGAGUUCUGAAAGUGUGAGGGAAUUAAAUCAAUUAGAUGAAAACAGCGCUGAAGGAGCCUUGCCGUGGUUACACACAACAUCUUCUUCAGUACCACAUGAAAGUACAACAGGUGGAGUUUUGGAUGCUGAUGAAGAAGCUAAUACAUGGCCAGUUUUACCUCUGCCCUCUGUGGAUACAACCUUGGAAACUCAGACUGAUUUGGAUCUACAAAAGGAGCCAACACCACUUUCUUCUUACACUGUAACCAAAAGGCCACUCCCUGAAAACAUUCCUGAAUAUAACAAGCAGACAAGAAAUACUGAGGAUUUAAACACCAAUGAACUUGUAACACCACCAUUUUUACAUCUGGAUGUUAUUAAUGGAUCAGAUUUCCUGAUUGGCACAGGUGGGGGUUCAGUUGAAGGCACAGCGGUUCACAUACCAGGCCAAGAUCCAUGCAAAAGUAAUCCCUGUCUACAUGGAGGCACAUGCUAUCCACGGGACUCUUUCUACAUUUGUACAUGUAUGCCAGGCUACAGUGGUGAACGGUGUGAAAUAGAUGUUGAUGAAUGUCAGUCAAGUCCCUGCAGAAAUGGAGCCACAUGCAUUGAUGGGGUCAACACAUUUACUUGCCUUUGUCUUCCAAGUUAUGUUGGGGCUCUUUGUGAAAAAGACACUGAAACCUGUGAUUAUGGCUGGCAUAAGUUCCAAGGGCAGUGCUACAAAUACUUUGCCCAUCGUCGGACGUGGGAUGCAGCUGAAAGAGAGUGCCGUCUCCAGGGAGCCCAUCUGACGAGCAUCCUGUCUCAUGAAGAACAGCUCUUUGUGAACCGUAUUGGCCAUGACUACCAGUGGAUUGGCUUAAAUGAUAAGAUGUAUGAGAAUGACUUCCGCUGGACCGAUGGCAGUGUGUUGCAAUAUGAAAACUGGAGACCAAACCAGCCGGACAGUUUCUUUUCCGCCGGAGAGGAUUGUGUGGUUAUCAUUUGGCAUGAGAAUGGCCAGUGGAAUGAUGUGCCAUGCAAUUAUCAUCUCACAUACACCUGCAAGAAAGGAACAGUUGCUUGUGGCCAGCCUCCAGUAGUAGAAAAUGCAAAGACUUUUGGGAAGAUGAAGCCUCGUUAUGAAAUUAACACAUUGAUCAGAUAUCACUGUAAAGAUGGUUUCAUCCAGCGUCAUGUUCCAAUCAUCCGGUGCCUGGGGAAUGGUCGAUGGGAUUUACCUAAAAUUACCUGCAUGACUCCAUCUUCAUUCCAAAGGACUUAUUCUAAGAAAUAUUACUAUAAACAUUCUUCGCCAGUAAAGGGAAAUUCAUUAAACUCAUCGAAACAUUUUCAUCGUUGGAUCAGGACAUGGCAGGAUUCGAGGCGUUGAACACACUCUAGUCACCUUGGGACACUUGCCAGGCCAGCCCAAGUCCUAAGUUACUGUGCCUUUCUCUUACCAGUUAUAGGAGUAUUAUCAAGGAUUUGUGGAAAUGUAAGGACCUCACACAACACAUAUCAACAAUUGCGACAUAAUGCCACUUUGAAAAGGGAUCCAUUUCCAGCCUCUCCUGUCCGUUAAUUGUUGAGGGACCAUUUGAUGAUCUAAACCAGCAUCCUGUAAUAAUGAAAACUGUUCCAUUUUAGCACCAACAAUAAUGUAAAUAAGAUGAUUUAAUGGUGUUUAAAUGUGUGUUGUGUUCAAAAUCCUGUAUAUACAACGAGAUGUCACACUAAGUUCAGACUUAUUUAUGGCUAUCUGGCCUCAGAGGUCUUGCAUCUUUUUUUUUUUUUUUUUGCCUUGAGGUACUUCACCCGGCUGGAAAUAGUUUUAGAUAGUUUUCUGAUCUUUAA